UCCCUCCAUUGCUAGAUCUAACGUUUUUCAUCAUCAUUCUCAUUCUCCCCUCUUCUCUCUAGUAACGUCACAUUCUCCCCUUCUUGAAAACCCGCCUCGUUCCCUUCCUUCGCCCAGAUGUGGAGGCUUUCUCGUUCAGCUGCAAGUUUCGCGAGCCCAUUAUUCCUCUUCACCUGAAUCCCAAUUGGGGUUUCGGUCUUUCUUGGCGUUGCUUAGUUUUUCUGCUUUCGCUAGGGUUGCAAAUAAAGUUGCCGCCUUUUUGGUUAAAGCAGCUUGCUCUCAGCAAAUUGGCGCCUUUGCUGUCAAUUCGUUUGUUCGAGUUGGUUUUUGGAGGAAUUCAGUUAAAAAGCGUUUUGGCGUGGGGGUGGGGAUGAAUAGCGUAUUCAGUGAACAGAUUCUGGCCGACAAGCUUGCCAAGCUCAACAGCACUCAACAAUGCAUUGAAAGUAUCCUUCUUUUAUUUCCUUCUCUCCAUCUUCUUCUGAGUUUAGGGUUUAGCUUGUCUUCUAGGAAGGAAUUGGAUCCCUAGGAUGAUUUUUGGUGCCGUGUUUGGUGGAAGUUCAUUAUGGUUUGUUCGUUUUUGGUGGAUUGUGGGUUGAAUUGCACUGGUAGUAUUUCUGAUUUUGAGGUAAAUCCGUACCAUCGUCAUCUUCCAUGCUUAUGUCAACAUUCUUAUGCCAAAGGUCUGAUUUUUGAACAUUUCAUGAUGUUUGAUUCAGCAUGCUUGUUUGGUGAAAGCUGUUUGAAGUUGUGUCUUUAUUUUUCUGCGAGAUGUUAUCUUAACUAUGUUCUAUAGCUUUGUCGCAUUGGUGCAUAUUUCACCAAACCAAAGCCGAACUCGUUGUUGCGACAUGGGACAAACAGUUCCACAGCUCGGAGAUGGCUCAGAAAGUUCCUCUGCUUUAUCUAGCAAAUGACAUCCUACAGAACAGUAAACGAAAGGGCAAUGAAUUCGUGACAGAGUUCUGGAAGGUUCUGCCCUCAGCUCUUAAGGAUGUUUCGGCAAAAGGUGAUGAUCGUGGAAAGACUGUUGUCUCUAGAUUGGUUAAUAUAUGGGAAGAAAGGAGAGUGUUUGGAACACACUCCCGAAGCCUAAAAGAAAUCAUGCUUGGUGAGGAGACUCUACCAGACUUGGAGUUCAGCAAAAAGCGUUCACGCACAGUCAAGAUUUUCAAACGAGAUUCCAGAUCUAUUAAAACGAAAUUGCCCAUUGGUGGCGCUGCCGAGAAAAUUGUAUCAGCUUUCCAUUCGGUCGACAGUGAGCGUUCCAACGAAGAGGCAGAGAUGAGUAACUGCAAAUCUGUGGUCAGUCGAGUCAGAAAGAUGGAGAAAGAAGUUGAUAUUUCCUGUAGCAACGGAAAAGAUCCCAAACGUACAAGUUUGGCGAAAGAUCUAGAGCAGGAAGAAACCCUUCUGAAGCAAUGUGUUCAGAAACUUAAAUCCGUUGAAGCUAGUAGAGCUUCCCUUGUCUCUCAGUUGAGGGAAGCUCUAAAUGACCAGGAAUCUCAGUUGGAGGUUGUGCGAACUCAGAUGCAGGUAGCUCAGGCACAGGUGGAGGAGGUCAACAUCAUGAUAAAGCGGCUCAACGAUGAAGACUAUGUGCCCAAAGCCACUACUGCAACACAUAUAGAAGCAGAUGCAAAUGGCAAAGCAGGACACACGCAAAAGAAAACCGCAGCAGCUAUUGCUGCCGAGGUUGCUGAUAAGCUAGCAGCCUCAAGCUCCUCUCAAAUGAUCAUGCAUUCUGUUCUGUCUUCAUUUGCGGCGGAAGCAGCAAAGACUGGUGGCUUGAAAUCAACGCCCGUUAGCUCUUCUGCUAAUGAUUCGGUGCCAGACCCCGCCAUGUUCAUGUCAGCACAUCAACCCCUUUCUGCUGCACCUUCGAACCAUCCAUACCAUACUAUGCAGAAUCAGAUACCGAGCUCUCAGCCUCAGUUUCACAUGCUGCCGAAUCCUUCCUCUCAGCAGUACUUGCAGCCUCCUGGCGGGAUUGUUACUCCCUACGGAUAUGGUAGCAUUAGUUCCUUGCCAUCAGGACCACCGCCUCCACCUCCUCCCUAUAUGAUUAAUCCCAUGGCGCCUAUGGCUCAGCAACCACCAUCGCAAGUUCCAAUAACCCAACAGCAGCAAAUGACCUUAACUCAGCAGCAAGCUGCUGGUGGUCCUCCUGGGUUUAGACCCUUGCAGCCCCCUGGAAUGGUGUAUUAUGGGCAUCAUCCAUCAUCCCAUUCUCAGUGAUGAUAAUAAGGUCAGUUGGUUUUAGGUGUGUUGAUUGUAUAAUUUAUCUUGCGGCCCUGUUGUCUUUUGUAACUGAGAAAUUUCUUGGUAGCGAGUUAGUGCUGCUGACAUUAGAACAUCUGACGACGAUUGAUCAACAUUUCUUUUUACAUAGCUACCAGUAGUAGGGAAGUGGUAGUGAUUCAAAGUGGAGGUGGAAAAUGAAUCGAGCUGGCGAGUUCAAUGGUCUGUAACAAAUAGGUUGGGUUCGUGGUUGGUUUAAAAUGUGUUGGUGGAUUUAUCGUUUGGAUUAAAAUAGGUAAAGCUUGAUUCUCAAGCAUGAAGAGAAGUUUUGUGGCAAAUUAGAUUCUCAAGCGUGAAGAUAAGGAUUACUACACGAGUCAAAACAAACAGGGAAGUGAAUCCGAUUGCACAGUGGAGAGGAACCAAUAUCAGGGUAGUGCUGCUAUUCAACAGGUGAAACUCGGUUGAUGAUGACAUCUCUGAUACGAAGCGGGAGAUGAUGCAAGAUGGCCAUACCAGCCCGACGAGAACCAUGCUGGCGGAUCCUUUCGGAGUAUGGCAGCAGCUACUGUGAUCUUUCGCGAAUUCUUCUACAGGGGUGGAUCCGAGGCUUUGGGAGAAGUAUGCCCUCUUCCUGAUUGCAGCCUCGAAUGGUUUGUACAGUUUCCACUCGGGCAUCUUGUCGUAGUUAGCUGCCGCGGAGUUCCUGAUGUUCGACCUGAUGCCUCCUGGAACUACGUCCGAUUCCCAGCGGCUUCAGUUCCAGCCUGCAUUUUCCACAGAUGAAGUAGCGAAAUCAGGUGUUCGUCAAAAGUCACAGCGAUCGUCAUCUCUGUGAAAUUCUUUGUAUUUUUAGAAUCAAAGAAAUUCUUUGUAAUUCCCGCCUUAAUUUCUGCCGGACUCCGAGCAAAGCCAUCGGAAUCACAGAAGCCAAAUAUACUCUUUUACCGGCAGGGGGAAAAUGACGGCAAUUCCCACCAGCGGAGAGUCCCCGGCUUCCCAUUUCCACUCCUCAGUACAAAAUCCCUUCACCAAUCUUCCCAAUUUCGCAGCAAAUUCCUCGUCUGAAGAGAAACUUCUCACCGACAUCACGCUGAAACCCUAAAAUGGACUCCUUCGGGCUAGAAGUAGUUCUGAUCACCGGAUGCUCGCAGGGAGGCAUCGGCCACGCCCUGGCCAAACAGUUCGCCGCCAAAAAAUGCCUGGUCGUCGCCACGAGCAGGUCGUUGAGCUCGAUGCGAGACUUGCAGCAGGACGCCAGAUUCGAUCUCCAGGAGCUCGACGUUUCCUCCGAGGAGAGCGUGCAGCGGGUGGUGGCGAACGUCGUCGAGAAGUACGGGAGAGUGGAUGUUCUGGUCAACAACGCCGGCGUCCAGUGCGUCGGCCCUAUUGCUGAAGUCCCUCUGUCUGCCAUGGAGAACACCAUCAAUACCAAUGUUUAUGGUCCCAUGAGGAUGAUUCAAGCUGUGGUUCCACACAUGGCGUCUCGCAGAAAGGGUAAGAUCGUAAACGUAGGAAGUACCAUAGUGCUGAUAUCUUUCCCUUGGACCGGGGUAUACGCUGCAUCUAAAGCCGCCCUCCAUGCUUUAACUGAUGCAUUGAGGUUGGAAGUGAAGCCACUGGGGAUCGAUGUGAUAAAUGUGGCUCCGGGAUCUAUUCAGUCGAACAUAUUGCCCUCAGCUGAGGUUAGUUAUGCUUCUGAGCAGAAACUGUACAAGCCAUUCGAGCCAGCAAUUCGACGCUUUCUCUCCCAAGGCAGAGUAGGCACCCCUGCUGAAAAAUUUGCCAAGCAUACUGUUGCUGCCAUCCUCAAGAAGCAACCCCCUGCGUGGUUCUCUUCAGGCAAGUUCUCGACCAUCAUCGCCAUCGCGUACCAUUUGCCACUUCGCGUCAAGGAUCUGUUCGUGCAAUCUUUUGUCAAACCCUGA
This is a messenger RNA of Linum tenue, 4169 nucleotides long. The record is from the annotation of a GenBank genome assembly. Lineage: Eukaryota; Viridiplantae; Streptophyta; Magnoliopsida; Malpighiales; Linaceae.